Hermetia illucens (black soldier fly) is the source of this 1037-nucleotide messenger RNA. RefSeq lists its product as uncharacterized. NCBI's taxonomy places the organism in Eukaryota, Metazoa, Arthropoda, Insecta, Diptera, Stratiomyidae. The transcript is spliced from 2 exons. Bases 258 to 875 code for a protein of 205 amino acids. The record is from RefSeq and is a predicted model, not a curated record. Gene Ontology annotation, molecular function: protein binding.
CAAUGUGAACGCCGCUAGUAGUCCUGUUAUAUCAGUUGAUCUUUGUUUUCUUGCAAUGUCACCUACAUAUUCUACCGAAUUUUCUAAAUAUUAUAAAUUGUUGUUGCUGGGUGUUACCUGUUCAAUUGAACUAAGCAGAAUAUGCAUAGAUAACUCUCCUACAUAUUUUUGACCAUUUUUGAUAAAAUUCGUAGCUAAUCCAAAGAGAUAUCUUUUAAUAUUAUUGACGAGUGGCAAAUAACCUUUACUAAAAUAAAAUGGAAGAAUACCAACGUGCAUAUCGAGAUGAGAAGUCACCAUUGACUCCACUGACUCCCGUACCAGGAAAUUCAUUCUUCUUCGCUGUAACACCAACAAAUAAGCCUAAAAUAUCUCCAACCCACAAAACUCCAAAAGUGCAGGACGCAUCCUCACAGGACAUUGGACCUGAAUUAUCUUCAACCGGAGAAUCUCAUGAAAAAUCGGUCAAUCACUCCCAGAAUAUUAAAUUUUUAGUUACACCCGAAAUGGCCUUAAAAGACAAGCACUUUGUUAAUGAUGUUGUUGGGAAGUACAAUCUAUCCCCGCAUUACCCAAGCGCUAGAGCUGAAAAUACCGAAAAAGCAGGGGCGAAGACCACCCCGAAAAAGAGGCCGCUGGUAAUAGUGAAGACAGACAUAUCUCCAAUAGUCCCGAAGCCACUAUCUCCGAAAGUGCGGAAGAUCCUCAAUGAGAAAGGAUUGCGGAAGUACAUUCCAUUGUUCGAGGCAGAAGAGAUCGAUUAUGAAGUCUUCAAGUCUCUCACGGAGGAGGAUCUGAUGGAGAUUGGUAUUACGUCCAAAGCAGAUAUUGAUGUGAUUAUGGGGGCUGUGUGCUUUUGGUUCCAUACUGGCUAGUUCAAUUUAUCUUCUUUGUCAGAUUAUUUAUUGCCUGUGUUUUUGUUAUUGUUUAGAUUUAAGAUUGCUUGUGUUAUUGUUCAUAAUAGGUGACAUUACCAAAUAUUGAUUUAAAUUGGGAAUCUUUUCAAAAACUUAGUAAAAUCGUGAUAUUUAAGCCAA